AUCAUCCAGUACAUCGGGGAGAUCUGCCGGUACCUGCUGAGCCAGCCGGUGCGCGAGGCCGAGCGCCGGCACCGCGUCCGCCUGGCCGUGGGCAACGGGCUGAGGCCCCACCUGUGGGAGGAGUUCACGCGGCGCUUCCGCCUGCGCCAGAUCGGCGAGUUCUACGGGGCCACCGAGUGCAACUGCAGCAUCGCCAACCUGGACGGCAAGGUGGGAGCCUGCGGGUUCAACAGCCGGAUCCUGCCCAACGUCUACCCCAUCCGGCUGGUGAAGGUCAACGAGGACACCAUGGAGCUGGUCCGGGAUUCCCGGGGGCUCUGCGUGCCCUGUCGCCCCG
This is a messenger RNA of Empidonax traillii (willow flycatcher), 337 nucleotides long. Its product is annotated as long-chain fatty acid transport protein 1-like. Gene Ontology annotation, molecular function: long-chain fatty acid-CoA ligase activity; long-chain fatty acid transmembrane transporter activity; fatty acid transmembrane transporter activity. The transcript is spliced from 2 exons. NCBI's taxonomy places the organism in Eukaryota, Metazoa, Chordata, Aves, Passeriformes, Tyrannidae. The record is from RefSeq and is a predicted model, not a curated record. Gene Ontology annotation, biological process: phosphatidylinositol biosynthetic process; adiponectin-activated signaling pathway; phosphatidic acid biosynthetic process. The annotation marks the transcript as partial. Gene Ontology annotation, cellular component: plasma membrane; mitochondrial inner membrane.